AUGAAUGAGGUAACCCCACUCAAGUACCUGGCACCUGGAGGUCCUUUAACUUUGGCUCCAUUUCCCUCCCCGACACAAGCCACUACAUGAUUUGAUCUAAGAACUGAAGUGGAUAAUGCUUCAAAAUGAAUAACCAAACUUGUCUCCCAAUUCCCCAAAUCUGAGGACCUACAAGUGUACUUCUGCUCGCAGGAGAAGGAAACAAAUUACUCUCCGCCAAGUCAGUAACAGUGGGCACGAAAAGACCAUGAAAAGACCAGACCAGACCAGACCAGACCGGACCAGACCGGACCCCACCACUUGAGCAGCAUGCUUUACUCUCAAGGUCUUCACAAAACGCUGGAGCGCGGGGCGGACUCCGCCGGGGACUAACUUCUCACAAUCCUGCGGCGACUUAAAGCACCACGUUCGGGGAAAGCCACGCAGCGGGGCUGAACUAUGACCGUUUCGGUGCCGACAGGAAGACAGUUCACGCGACGGAGGCCAGCGUUCAGGGCGCGCCUCCUCACCUGCCUCCGCCCUGCGCGUCCUCGCGCCCUCCAGUUCACCCCCGGAGCACCCCGACAUCAGGUGCCAAGUCACAAGUGCAAAGAAACUUGCUCCUCUCAGCAGCGAGGGCCCGGCCGCGCCGCCAGGCCCCUGGCAGCUCACACACAGCGCCCGAGUGGAGGUUUCGGCUCUUGUGUCCUAGGCCCUCAAGUAUCGUGAGCUGUUACAGGAAUGGGUUUCUGAUCAUCUGAGUCUCAACCAUGUUGUCAGACUGCUUGCAAAAUUUCUUAAAAAUCACAAGCCCUCAUCUAGGUUCAAGAUUAUGCCAGCCAUUAAGAGGAGGCAAAAGGCGGCUUUUCGGAACCGUGCCGACGUCCAGAUUUCGUAGGCGGGUUGUCAUUACAGGCAUCGGCUUAGUGACUCCUCUGGGUGUUGGAACUCAGCUGGUAUGGGAUCGUCUUAUCCGAGGAGAGAGUGGAAUUAUGUCACUGGUCGGUGAGGAGUAUAAGAGUAUCCCUUGCAGUGUUGCUGCUUAUGUGCCAAGAGGUUGUGAUGAAGGUCAGUUCAAUGAACAAAACUUUGUGUCCAAAUCCGAUAUCAAGUCCAUGUCUUCUCCCACCAUUAUGGCCAUUGGAGCUGCAGAGUUAGCCAUGAGAGAUUCCGGCUGGCUCCCUCAAUCAGAAGCUGAUCAAGCCGCUACUGGAGUUGCAAUUGGCAUGGGGAUGGUUCCUCUUGAAAUUGUUUCUGAAACUGCUUUGAUGUUUCAGACAAAAGGUUACAGUAAAGUCAGCCCAUUCUUUGUCCCUAAGAUUUUGGUCAAUAUGGCAGCAGGCCAGGUCAGCAUUCGAUAUAAACUCAAGGGCCCCAAUCAUGCAGUGUCUACAGCCUGUACCACAGGAGCUCACGCUGUGGGAGACUCUUUUAGAUUUAUAGCCCAAGGUGAUGCUGAUGUGAUGGUGGCUGGAGGGACAGAUUCUUGCAUUAGUCCUCUGUCUCUCGCUGGGUUUUCCAGAGCCCGUGCUCUGAGCACAAACCCUGAUCCUAAGUUGGCAUGUCGACCGUUUCACCCAAAGAGAGAUGGGUUUGUCAUGGGAGAAGGUGCAGCUGUGCUGGUGCUGGAAGAAUAUGAUCAUGCUGUUCAACGAGGAGCGCGAAUCUAUGCAGAAGUUUUGGGCUAUGGACUUUCAGGUGAUGCUGGUCACAUAACUGCACCUGACCCUGAAGGAGAAGGAGCCUUAAGAUGUAUGGCUGCAGCUGUAAAAGACGCAGGUGUACAACCUGAAGAGAUAUCCUAUGUCAACGCACAUGCGACUUCCACCCCAUUGGGAGAUGCUGCUGAAAACAAAGCUAUCAAACAUCUUUUCAAAGACCAUGCACCUGCCCUUGCAGUUUCGUCAACCAAGGGAGCCACAGGACAUCUGUUGGGAGCUGCAGGGGCGGUUGAGGCAGCUUUUACAGCUCUGGCUUGUUAUUAUCAAAAACUACCACCUACUUUAAACCUGGAUUGUACAGAACCAGAAUUUGAUCUCAAUUAUGUUCCACUAAAGGCACAGGAAUGGAAAAUUGAGAAAAGAUGUAUUGGACUCACCAAUUCCUUUGGUUUUGGCGGUACUAAUGCAACACUUUGUAUUGCUGGCAUGUAGGACAAAUCAUUUGUAAUUAAACAUUGAUUUCUUAAAAUGUUAUAGACUAUAUUAAGCAGAGAAAUAAAAUGUUUAUAUAAAUAUAUCAA
Molecule: messenger RNA, 2221 nt
Organism: Canis lupus familiaris (dog)
Lineage: Eukaryota; Metazoa; Chordata; Mammalia; Carnivora; Canidae
Gene: OXSM
Product: 3-oxoacyl-ACP synthase, mitochondrial
Exons: 4
Coding region: 750-2132 (460 amino acids)
Biological process (GO): fatty acid biosynthetic process
Molecular function (GO): 3-oxoacyl-[acyl-carrier-protein] synthase activity
Source: RefSeq, a predicted model, not a curated record